Molecule: messenger RNA, 2186 nt
Organism: Centruroides sculpturatus (bark scorpion)
Lineage: Eukaryota; Metazoa; Arthropoda; Arachnida; Scorpiones; Buthidae
Exons: 2
Coding region: 362-1642 (426 amino acids)
Source: RefSeq, a predicted model, not a curated record
AGGUAUCUAAUAUGGUUUAUGGUCUUUCGCAAGACCAGCAGAACAGGUCCAAUAAAGUGAGAAUCACAUAUGGUUUCUUCCCUAAUAUAAAUAAUAGGUUAAAGGCUAAAUGAAUAGAGCCUGAUUAUUAUGCCACACAGAUUCUUUGUGGGAAUGGUGAUUUUAUAGUAAAUUAAAUUUGUUCCACCUGGUUGAGGAUGACCACUGUGAGUGCAGUGCCAUCAACACCCUCCAGCAUUUUAUAUUGUGUUUUAUUUUAUAAUGAAAUUGAGGAAAUAAAAGGUAUUUUAAAUAUUAACUCCUCUCAAAUUGAUUUUAGUAUGGUCUGCACCAACUUAAUGUGCACAAAAAGUUAUUUAUAAUGGUGCUUUUAAUUUAUGCUUCUAACACAAUAAAGUGUUAUAAAUUAAGACACAUGGCGGGUUUUCCCAUCAUUCUCAUCAGAAUUGCAAGUCUGGACAUAAUUGAUAUGUACCCUUCCAUAAUAUGGGAAAUAAUUGAACCAAAGCUGACACAACUUAAAAUUGAACCUGAAAUAAUAGACCUAAUCGAAUUUACCUACAGAAGCAACUACUUUGAAAUAAACAGUAAAUAUUACACACAGAAUAGUGGAAUUAGUAUGGGGUCCGUAAUAGGACCGAAACUAGCAGAGAUCAUAAUGAUAGAUAUAGACAAAGAAAUAAGUGACAUAUAUGGUAUAAAGUUCUACAGAAGAUACGUAGACGAUGUCCUAAUAAUAUAUGAUGAAGUCGAAAUUAACACUACUAAAAUCAGAAAAAUAAUAAAUAAUAUCCAUAAAAAUAUUCAAUUUAAAAUAGAAGAAGAAGAUAAAAUUACCAACAGCAUAAAUUAUUUAGAUAUUACAAUUAAAAGAAAUAAUACAAAUCUCGAAUUUGAACCGUUUAAAAAGCAGUGCUCAAUAAAUACCACAGUUAACUAUAAUUCUAACAUACCACUUCAUAUAAAACAAAACAUAUUUAAUAUGGAAUACACUAAAAUCAAAAAUAGAACUAGUAUAAAUACUAAACAAAUCGAACAUUUAAAUACACUAAAGAAAAAAUUUAUUCUUUCAGGAUACCCAAACAGAAUCCUUAAUAUUUGGGAAAAAGAAAUAGAUAAAAAAACAGAUAAAACAAUAAGAAUAGAUCCUAAACAAGCCGAAAUAAAAUACAUUCGUUUCCCAUAUAUAAAAGGUCUAUACGAAGAAGUUAAUAAAGAAGUCAAAAAAAUUAAUGUAAAACUAGUACCGACAUACGAUAAGCUAAUCUCCAGAUUAAAUGCAAAACAAGUUAACAAAACAAAUAUAACAAAGAAAGAAGAAAGUAAAAAUGUAGUCUAUAAAAUUCCGUGUACAUGCGAAAAUAAAAAAUUUUAUAUAGGUGAAACUAAACGUAAAGUUAAAGUAAGAUUGAAAGAACAUAUAGCUGAUUUGAAAUAUCGUAGACCAAAUUCUGCUUUUCAUGAACACUGCCUUUUAAAUAAUUGUAAUAUAGACAAAAAUAAUAUAGAUAUUUUACACAGAGAAAAAGAUACAUAUAAAAGAAAAUUCAAAGAAAGUAUAGAAAUAAUCAAAAAUCAAAAUAGUAUAAAUAAAAAUCCUAGCAUCUCUAUAAACGAAAACUGGUUAAAAUUUUUAUAUUGAUUGUAUUCACUGGAUUCAAAUUAUUAUUAUUGUGAUCAAUGUGCUAAAUAAUAAUUAUUGAACUGUUAAAUAAAUCAAUAACAAAAAACUGUAAUGUCGUAAUGGGAGUCAAAUAAUAUGUAAAUCUACAUUAAAUGUUAAUAAUGUUUACCAACUUCAAGACAUUGUAAUAUCAAUAGUUCAAAUAAUAAUCUAUAAUAUUAAAUAUUAAAAUGUUAAAUAAAUCAACAAUCAUACAUUGUAAAAAAUAUAGUAGAUGUCAGAUAUGUAAAUUUAUAUUGUAGAAGUUAUGUAAAUUCGUAUUAUAUUGUGAAUGUGUAUCAAAAGAAAUAAGGAUUUUGUAGAAAGCAUAAUCAAUUGUAAACCAAUUUGAUAGUUGUUGUCCAGUGUAUGUUUAUAUCAAGAAUAUGUUUUAUAGUUUAUAUUGGUUAUAUAAUAAGUUUAUGUCCAGAAUAUGUUUUAUAUCAGGGAUUUUGUAGAACUGUUUUGUAAGUGAAAGUUGGCUGAAGAGGGGCUUAAGAGCCCGAAACGUGUAAAAAUUUUC